This is a messenger RNA of Magnusiomyces paraingens, 1350 nucleotides long. RefSeq lists its product as uncharacterized. The transcript has a single exon. Gene Ontology annotation, cellular component: cytosol. Bases 1 to 1350 code for a protein of 449 amino acids. Gene Ontology annotation, biological process: L-methionine cycle. Gene Ontology annotation, molecular function: adenosylhomocysteinase activity. Lineage: Eukaryota; Fungi; Ascomycota; Dipodascomycetes; Dipodascales; Dipodascaceae. The record is from RefSeq and is a predicted model, not a curated record.
AUGAGCGCCCCUGCCACUAACUACAAGGUUGCUGAUAUCGGUCUUGCUGCCUUUGGCCGCAAGGAAAUCGAACUUGCUGAGAAUGAAAUGCCCGGUCUUAUUGAGACCCGCAAGAAGUACGCUUCUGUCCAGCCUCUUAAGGGUGCCCGCAUUGCUGGCUGCCUCCACAUGACCAUCCAGACUGCCGUUCUUAUCGAGACCCUCGUUGCUCUCGGUGCUGAGGUCACCUGGUCUUCCUGCAACAUUUUCUCUACCCAGGACCACGCUGCCGCUGCCAUUGCUGCUGCCGGUAUCCCUGUUUUUGCCUGGAAGGGUGAGACCGAGGAGGAGUACAUUUGGUGCAUUGAGCAACAGCUUAACGCCUUCAAGGAUGACAAGAAGCUCAACCUUAUCCUCGAUGACGGUGGUGAUCUUACCCGUCUUGUUCACGAAAAGUACCCCGAGCUCCUCGAGGACUGCUUUGGUCUUUCUGAGGAGACCACCACUGGUGUCCACCACCUCUACAAGAUGGUCAAGGAGGGCACCCUCAAGGUCCCCGCCAUCAAUGUCAACGACUCUGUCACCAAGUCCAAGUUUGACAACCUUUACGGCUGCCGUGAAUCCCUUGUUGAUGGUAUCAAGCGUGCCACCGAUGUUAUGAUUGCUGGUAAGACUGCUGUUGUCGCCGGUUUCGGUGAUGUCGGCAAGGGCUGUGCUCUUGCCCUUCAGAGCAUGGGUGCCAAGGUCAUUGUCACUGAGAUUGACCCCAUCAAUGCUCUCCAGGCUGCUGUUUCUGGCUACCCCGUAAAGACCAUGGAGGACGCUGCUGCCGUUGGUCAGAUCUUUGUCACAACCACUGGCUGCCGUGAUAUUAUCACUGGCGAGCACUUCAAGGUUAUGCGCAACGAUGCCAUUGUCUGCAACAUUGGUCACUUUGACAUUGAAAUUGACGUUGCCUGGCUCAAGGCUAACGCCAAGUCCCACGUUAACAUCAAGCCUGGUGUUGACAGAUACCUCAUGGAGUCUGGCUCUCACAUCAUUCUUCUUGCCGAGGGCCGUCUCGUCAACCUGGGCUGUGCCACUGGCCACUCUUCUUUCGUCAUGUCCUGCUCUUUCACCAACCAGGUCCUUGCCCAGAUUGCUCUCUUCAAUGCUGACAACAAGGAGUUCCUUGCCAAGCACGUUGAGUUUGCCAAGUCUGGUCCCUUCAAUGUCGGUGUCCACGUUCUCCCCAAGAUUCUUGAUGAGACUGUUGCCCGUCUCCACCUCAAGCACCUUGAUGUUAACCUUUCUAUUCUCUCUCCUGUCCAGUCUGACUACCUUGGAAUUGCUCCUGAGGGUCCUUACAAGGCUGACAUUUACAGAUACUAA